GCUCUGCCCACGUCAUGGCGCCGGCGAGGUCGGUCGGCGCAGCGCUCUGGGAGGCCGCCCGCCACGGCAAGCUCGACGACCUCAAGAAGCUCCUCAGGCGCAUUAGCAGCGACAUUUCGCUCAAGCCCAUGCUCGAGUUCCGCCACCCGAUGGAGGGCACGACGCCGCUGCUCGCCGCCACCUUGCACAACCACGCGGCCGCGCUUCUGCUGCUCAUCGAAGCAGGCGUCCGUGUCCACGCGACGACGCGAACCAAGAAGAAGAGCACGCCGCUCCACGUCGCUGCGUACUAUGGCUACGACGCGAUUGUGCGGCUCUUGCUCCAGCACGGCGCCGACGUCUACCGCCAGAACGCGCUCGGUCUUUUGCCGCUGGACGUCGCACGCUUCAAGGUUCAGACGGCGUGCGUCGAUGCGCUUCUGCGUGCGAUGGAAGUGUUCCAGGCGCCCAUGAGUUAUCGCAACGCGGCCAAGGUCUUCAAGAGCUGGCGGCGCUGCUUUGUGCGGCUGCUGCGUGUCUCGGGUGAAAAAGCCACGCCGCAGUACGAGCUCGCGUUCUACCCGACCAAGGACAGCGUGUGCCCAACCAAAGUCGCUUGGUUCAACCCGCAAGUCUCUGUCCUGGAGGCCCACCCCGACGACGCGCUGGAGCUCCGGUUUACACCGGCGGCGAUCUGGGUUCCGUACCGUCCAUCGACGUUUACCCGCGACGUGGGCGCUUUGCCGCGAGCCAAGCAGCAACCUCGGGCCUUCCGCCUCCUCGUCGAAUCGGCAAAUGCGGUGCAAGAGUGGUGCAACAUUGGGAUUGUCGUGGCCGUGCAGAGCCGCCGACACGCCAACGCCGCCGACGUCUUUGUCCCACAAGCCACCAACCCGUAUGCUGACGGCAUUGCCGAGUUUAUUGCAGCAUCGCUGGCUGCGAACGAAAAGCAUCAAGUGCACGCAACCACGAGCCGUGCAGCACCGCCCAGUCCAGCCAGCAACCCCGCCAGUCCAGCCAGCAACCCCGCCAGUCCAGCCAGCAACCCCGUCAGUCCAGCAAGUAUGCCAUCGAGUCCAAUCUUUUCCCUGCCCUCAGCAUGCAAACCACCGAGCCCAGGAGUCACUCAUCGACCAAGCUCCCGAACGAAUUUGCCUUUCAACUUUGACAAGCUCGCCAUCGGUCCUGUGGCGGCACAGCCACUGCCAGCGUCUGCACCGUCGUUUCCGGGGUUGAUGGCAGCACCAAGCGCGCCGCCCCUCGACGAGACACUUCCUGUGCACGUGCGUGGGCCGCCGCCGUCGUACCGGCAAGCCAUCACGUCGCAUGCGAACGACGGCGCCGAGUGCAUCAUUUGCUUGGACGCCCCAAAGAACAGCGUGACGCUUCCGUGCCGGCAUCUUGCGUGCUGUAGCCGCUGCCUCGCACAAGACGUCUCGCUCUGUCCUGUCUGCCGCGCCCCCAUCGAAUCGGUGCUUCAAGUGUUUACUUGAUGCUAAAGUUAUAAACGUUCAACUUGUCUGCGUUCGCAUGAUACCCCAAUUUUGCAUUCCGAAAUAAAUAACAACAGCGACGACAACUACAACUACU
Saprolegnia diclina VS20 is the source of this 1569-nucleotide messenger RNA. RefSeq lists its product as hypothetical. The transcript has a single exon. Gene Ontology annotation, molecular function: protein binding. Bases 15 to 1472 code for a protein of 485 amino acids. The record is from RefSeq and is a predicted model, not a curated record. Lineage: Eukaryota; Oomycota; Saprolegniomycetes; Saprolegniales; Saprolegniaceae.